This is a messenger RNA of Venustampulla echinocandica, 1386 nucleotides long. RefSeq lists its product as uncharacterized. The record is from RefSeq and is a predicted model, not a curated record. The transcript is spliced from 2 exons. Gene Ontology annotation, molecular function: FAD binding; monooxygenase activity. NCBI's taxonomy places the organism in Eukaryota, Fungi, Ascomycota, Leotiomycetes, Helotiales, Pleuroascaceae. The coding region runs from base 1 to 1386 and encodes 461 amino acids. Gene Ontology annotation, biological process: secondary metabolite biosynthetic process.
AUGAUACGCCCGCUUUCGAUCCUUAGGCCAAGCUCUCAAGGGCUUAACCAUCUUCUGACGGACAUCGGCAAGUCUAAGCGUCAGAUGAGUGCUCUGAUUGUUGGUGCAGGGCUAUGCGGUUUAGCGACAGCCAUUGGACUCCGUAAAGUAGGAAUCCGAGUCACGGUGCUGGAGAGGUCUAGUGAGCUUCGUGAGGUGGGAGCUGGUAUACAAAUCCCGCCAAAUGCUGCCAAUGCUCUCCAUCAGCUUGGAGUCUUUGAGUUAAUCAAAGCGGUUUCUGUGCAGCCUCCAGCUAUCACGCUGCGUUCAUAUACCGAUGGAUCCAUACUCCGCUCUCUCAACCUGAAAACUUGCACACGGACCUAUGGGUAUCCCUUACUUGUAACCCAUCGAGCUGAUCUGUGCAAGAUUCUAUACCAAAAAGCACUAGACGAUGGCGCCGAAGUACAGUUUUCCUGCGACGUCACGGAGAUUAAUUUCCAGAAACCGAGCAUCAGUCUCUCAACCGGAGAGUCAUUGACUGCAGAUGUUAUAGUUGGUGCGGAUGGUGCUCGCUCUGUCUGUCGAGAGAGGCUUCUAGGUCGAUCAGUCCCACCAAAAUCAACUGGUAAGUUGGUCAAGAGGAUUUGUCUGGAUAUGAGCCAGUUACGCCAGGAUCCACUUCUCCGGGAGCUUGUUGAGCCACACGGAAUCCACAUUUGGCUUGGUCCAUUGUCGCAUAUAGUCUGCUAUGGACUACAAGGAGUUUUCAACGUCGUGAUUAUCCAGCUCGGGCAUGACGGCACUAAUCUUGAUGUGCAAGAAGCAGACUUGGACAAAGUGCGUAUGGACUUCCAAGCUUGGGAACCGAGAGUGCAGAGAAUCAUUGAGCUUGCCAAAAGUGCUUUGCAGUGGCCUUUGCUUGACAGCUUUUUGAUCAAUCCAUGGACAAGUGCAGAAGGCAGCUUUGCUCUUGUCGGAGAUGCGGCAUGUACUGUUCUUCCAGCAAAGUCCGUUAACCCCGAAGUUUUUGACGAAGUAGAACUAAUUCCGCAAUCUGUUAGUGCCCAAGGUGCCGCUGUGGGCUUUGAGUCUGCCUUUAUACUCUCUGAGCUACUCUCCAGGGCUGGUAGCCGUGAUAACCUACCCGAGCUUCUUCAGGCUUACAGCGAAGUCCGAUGGCAACGGGCCUCGAGAAUUCGGGAGCUGAGUCAUUAUUCGCUACGAAUUCUAGAAAUGCCCGACGGUCCUGAGCAAGUUGAGAGAGAUGCUCAACUGCGAGGCAGCGAACUUCGAGGCAAUCCGUUCGUCUGGGCUGAUCCUGCGAUACAAUCGUGGCUCUGGGGGUUCGACGCGCAGAAUGAGGUCGACAAGUUGUGGGCAUCUAGUCAGUCUACAAAUGCAUAA